AUGUCUAAUUCGGAACAAAGGAUGGUCGAGGGUCAACUGCAAAAUGGAAGUCUCGAAGCUGUGUCAGCUUUUACAUCGACCCUAGGCGGGUAUGAUUCACCCACUUCUAUGGACGAUGCGAACGCGAUGCAAGACCCAAACAUUUCGUUACCACUUCAAUCCAGUCAAACACCAGCAUUCACUGCCAUAUUCAAGUCCAAUACCAUAGCACCUUCGCCUCCUCAUAGCAGAUCCACUUCGACAAACGAGGCAUACACCCCACUAGCGCUUGACACCACUUCUCGUCUUCACCCAAAUAUAGAUCCUUCUAGUAAUCGGACCCCGAGUCCUCUAAGCGCGGGUCUGCGAAUACAAACCGAUAUCGUUCCAGGUUGUACAGUAGCAUCUACCAACACAGAGACCGGAAUUUCUGAACGCGAAUCUCCCGAUACCACAAGAAUACACUCAAGAUCAAGCGGGCAGAUGGGCAUGUCUCUCGCACGAACCCCCAGUGUUAAGAAUGUUCUUGCAAGCAGUAUAGGUAGCAACAAUUCGGCACCAAACUCUGCAUUAUCGUCGCCAAUGUUGAACGCAAUGGCAGAUGUUACUCCUCUUCCUUCACCACUCAUGUCGGGGGACUCACCUGGACCAUGGAAACGAUUAAACUCGAGACGAACUUCGCGCGAACAUAUGCUACCAUUGCACUCUGACGCUGCGCUUAUCACAUCGAAUGGCGAAUCAGUUUCCUCCGCCAUGGCAAAUCAACAAAAGAGAAGGGCAUAUCAUGGGUUAAUAAGUAAUGCAGGUGAAUCUGCCUUGAUGGAUGCGCAAAUAAACCGAAAAAAGAACGCGGAAGGACAUACCAGAAAUAGAAGUAUGAGCGAAUAUGUACCAGAAGCAAUACAGGUACCAAAACCUCGAAACAUUACCGUCUCGAGUUCGCAUGCUCCGAUAAUAGAUGGAGUGGCCGAAAUGGUUCCACCGUCAGAUAUACAUAUGCGAAGGGAACCACAUUUAGCGGUCCAACGAGGAUUGGCUCCUAUUCCAAGACCACCAACCCCACCAUCCAGUCGAACAGGAGGGGAAAGUAGUGAUAGUGAUUCUUCAUUGACCACCAAUAAUAUCCCUAGAGCUCUCCGGAAAUCAAGAGGUGAAUACUUUGAUGCAUACACCAGAAAUGAUUCUAAACGACGAAGAUGGAGAGGUAUAAAAGUUUUAGGUCAAGGCACUUUCAGCAAAGUGAUUCUAGCAACCAGUCAAGUCCAAGAUGAUGAGGGUCGCAUAGAUGAAGAUAAUGUGUUCGCUAUUGAGGGACUGGUUACACCCAGUGAGACAAAAAUUGAUCGAAAAAAACUGGUAGCAAUCAAGAUUUGUGAACAUGGUCCAAAAGGAGGGGCAUCGGAAGAAAGAGUAGAGAUGUCAUUAAAACGUGAAUUGGAAAUCAUGAAAUCGAUACAUCAUCCUUCAUUGGUUCACCUUAAAGCUUGGAGCAUAGAAGAGACAAGAGCUAUUUUAGUUUUGAGUUAUUGUCCCGGUGGAGAUCUAUUCGAGGUGGCCAGUCAACAUCGAGAUAUUCUCGUCCCAUCGUUACUCAGACGUAUGUUUGCGGAACUUGUUGGUGCUGUCCAAUAUUUACACGAUAGACAUAUUGUUCAUCGGGAUAUCAAAUUAGAAAAUGUCUUGGUUAAUCUUCCGCAACACGAGCUGGCAAAACCUCAAGACUGGACCAAAUAUCCUUACUCUAUCAUUACCCUCACAGACCUUGGUCUGUCUCGCCGAGUAGCUGAUGACGAAAAACUUACUACCCGUUGCGGAUCCGAUGAUUAUGCUGCCCCGGAAGUUAUCAUGGGUCAACCGUACGAUGGACGUGCUACCGAUGCUUGGUCUCUUGGUGUCUUACUUUAUGCAUUAUUGGAAAGUAGAUUACCAUUUGAUCCUAACCCUGGAAUGCCAGAGGGACACAAACAACGAAGCCGAACGAGUCAUAGAAUUGCACGAGUAGAAUGGAGAUGGAUUGAAUAUUUCGGUGAGGAGGGGGAUCAUGAAGGUGAUCCGGAGAAAUUCAAGGCAAAGGGAUUAGAGGGAGCAAUGGAAGCUACCGAAGGUUUAUUGAAAAGAGCUAGGAGUAGAUGGCCGUUGGAAAAGGUUCAGGCUAAUGAAUGGGUGAAAGGAGGUGUGGAUGUGGAGGGUGGUGUUAGAUGGAGAGAAGAGGUGAUUCCUGAAGAAGUUAGAAGUGGAGGGGAUUAUUAG
Molecule: messenger RNA, 2229 nt
Organism: Sclerotinia sclerotiorum 1980 UF-70
Lineage: Eukaryota; Fungi; Ascomycota; Leotiomycetes; Helotiales; Sclerotiniaceae
Exons: 2
Coding region: 1-2229 (742 amino acids)
Biological process (GO): intracellular signal transduction; protein phosphorylation
Cellular component (GO): cell cortex
Molecular function (GO): protein serine/threonine kinase activity; ATP binding
Source: RefSeq, a predicted model, not a curated record